Messenger RNA from Sorex fumeus (smoky shrew), 6587 nucleotides. Its product is annotated as von Willebrand factor A domain-containing protein 5A-like. Lineage: Eukaryota; Metazoa; Chordata; Mammalia; Eulipotyphla; Soricidae. The transcript is spliced from 18 exons. The record is from RefSeq and is a predicted model, not a curated record. Bases 83 to 2521 code for a protein of 812 amino acids.
UCUUGCCUGUGGCAGAGCUGGUGGCUGCAGGAGAAGUGACUUCUGCUGCUCAUCUGCUGUUUCCACGGUAACCCACCUCACCAUGAAUUGUCCCUGUGGCCUUGUCACCCUGAAGCAGGAACCAGUACCACUGAAGAGCAUCGCCGUGAGCGUGUCUAUCCUGGAGUUUGUGGCUGACGUGUCUGCCACGCUGAACUAUGAGAAUGAAGAGGCGGUUCCAGUGGAGGCCUUCUUCGUGUUCCCUAUGGAUGAGGACUCUGCCGUCUACUCCUUCGAGGCCCUGGUGAACGGAAGGACAAUCGUGGCGGAGCUGCGCGACAAGGAGAAGGCCCACAGCGAGUACGAGGAUGCCCUGAGCCAGGGCCACCAGGCCUUCCUUCUGGAGGAGGACACACUUUCAGGGGAUAUUUUCUGCUGCAGCGUGGGCAACCUGCCCCCAGGCUCGCGUGCGGCCCUCACGCUCAAGUAUGUGCGGGAGCUAGCGGUGGAGGCCGACGGGGCCCUGCGCUAUGUGCUUCCCGCUGUCCUGAACCCACGCUACCAGCUGUCAGGCUCGCUGGACAACAGCCUUCUCAGCAUGCAGUGCCCCAAAGACCCCGAGAGGCCUCUGCCCUACACACUCAGCCUGGCUGCCUCCGUCCGCUCCCAGCACACCAUUGACAGGAUCCAGUCGAACUGCUCUUUAAAUGCCAUCAAGUACCUUGGGAAUGAUAGAACUUCUGCUGAGGUUUCCCUGGCUGAUGGUCACAAGUUUGACCGAGAUGUGGAACUACUGAUCUACUACCAGGAGGUGCAUACCCCCAAUGUGACCGUGGAAAUGGGAGAACCCAACGCCAAACCUGAUUCUCUGAUGGGAGCUCCAUCUGCAAUGAUGAGUUUCUACCCAGAUAUCCCAAAGACUCAGCCCUCAAAAGCCUGUGGAGAAUUUGUCUUCCUCAUGGACCGUUCAGGGAGCAUGGAUUGCCCUAUGAAUAAGGAUUCACCUCAGUCACGCAUUGAGGCAGCCAAGGAAACACUGAUCUUGCUGCUGAAGAGUUUGCCCUUGGGGUGUUACUUCAAUAUCCAUGGAUUUGGAUCUUCCUAUGAAACAUUCUUUAAUAAGAGUGUGGAGUACACGCAGAAGACCAUGGAGGAAGCACUGAAUAGAGUGAAGCUUUUGAAAGCCAACCUGGGGGGCACGGAGAUCCUGAACCCACUCCAGAUUAUUUACCAAGCGCCUUCCAUCCCAGACCACCCUCUCCAGCUCUUUGUCUUCACAGAUGGAGAAGUUACUGACACAUCCAGGGUCAUUGAAGAAGUCAGAAAAAACAGCCCAAAGCACAGGUGUUUCUCAUUUGGCAUUGGUGAAGGCGCCUCCACCAGCCUCAUAAAAGGUAUCGCCCGGGCAUCUGGGGGCGCUGCAGAGUUUAUCACGGGCAAAGACAGGAUGCAGUCCAAGGCCCUGAGGUCCCUGAAACGUGCUCUGCAGCCCACUGUCGAGGGGGUCUCUCUGAGCUGGGAUCUGCCCUCUGGACUGUCUGCUCAGUUGCUUUCUCCACCAGAGACUUCCGUCUUUCAGGGCCAGAGGUUAAUCAUCUAUGCCCAGUUGUUGGGGACCAUGCCGUCAGCGGAGGUAACGGGCAAGGUUUGCUUCAAGUACACAUUCCAAGGCAAGAGUGUGGAGAAUAAGGUGACGUUUCCUCUACAAAGCCAGCUGGACCCCAACUUCACUGUCCACCGCCUGGCUGCCAAGGCCUUCAUCCAGGCCAAGGACAUGGGCCGCUGGGGAACGGACGAGGCAGAUGUGAAAACCAUCGUCCAAGCCAGCCUGGAGUGUGGAGUCAUGAGCUCCCACACUGCUUUCAUCGCCAUCGACAAGGCCCUCAACCAGCCAGUUCAGGGGCCUCUGGCUCAAAGGAACAUCCCGACGUCAAUGCUCUUUCAGUGCCCCACCCCACUAUCAUACUCACCUGGACCAAUGCUCUGUUUAUCCGUCCCCUUAUCAAAACCUCGUCUUGGCAUCUUUAAGAAGUUACGUAAAUCACGUCUUGCUUCAAUGGGGAUAAGGACUUGCUCUUCAUCCACGAUCACACCACACGUACAAGCUUCUGAGAGAUUUUCGGACCCAGAAGAUGUUGUGUUUUGCCUAGGAAGCAAUCCGUCGAAAGACGAGUCAGAAGCACAAGAACUGGAAGAUGCACAAGUGCCUGAGACUGAUCAGCUCCUGAAGCUGAUCAUCCUCCAGAGGGCCAACGGCUGCUGGGAGCUAGAUGACCAGCUGGCCACCAUUCUUGGGGUGAAUCUGCCAGACAUGAUGGCGGCACUGACUGUCAAGGACGUGGAGCCUUCCUGCUGGGCCACAGUUCUGGCAGUGACCUGGCUGCACACCAACGGUCAGGGGCGGAAGUGUGAGUGGGAGCUUCUGGAAAGGAAGGCGGUGGCCUGGAUUCACAACCACACAGGCUGUGUCCUGCAAACACUUGUGGAAGCUGCCGCUGCUUUCCUGAAGUCUUCGGUGGAUGUGGCCGUCUUUGCCCUCUGAACGCACUGGCCAGGGCCCCGUCCACUUCAGUGUGUCUUCAUGCCUGACAGCUACCUAGUCUGUCUCUUGUCGUCAGUGUAAAAAGUGCUGCCCCAUACUGCCUCUGCUCCAAUUCCCUCCAGAGACAAUCCUCCUUUCCCAGCAGGAACUCUCUACCAAGUGUCAGUGGGUGGAAGUUCUGGAACAGAUACAAGGAAGCCCAUUCAGAUGAUCGCUAUUUGCAACAAAACUGUGCAGGUCCUAACCAGAACAAUUAGCAAAGGGAAGGAAUUAGCCAGGGAAGGAAUCCAAAUUGCAAAGGAAAUAGAGAACUACUGCUAUUUAACAAGGAAUGACAGUAACCAACAGUAUUCUAGAAAACCCUAAAGACACCACAAAAUAUUCCUUUACAAGUAUCAAGGUACAAAUUGAGUACAUAAACAUCAGUUACAUUUCUACAUGCGAACAGUGAAAUGGCGGAAAGAAAAUAAUCAUUUUUCAUCACAGCAAAACAUAAAAUAACUGACAAUCAGUCCUAACAAAAAAGGUGAGAGACCUGUACAUUGAAAACUGUAUGAUGCCUCUAAAAGAAAAUGAUGACCUAUAGAAAUAGAAAGAUAAUCUAUAUUUGUGGGUCAGAAAAAUAAGAAUUUACAUUAUUAUCUGAAACCCUAACCUUAAAGCAACCCUAUAGUUUAAAGACAAUAUUCUUAGCAAAAUUUGCAAAGAACCAAAAAAGUCCUGAAGAACCAAAGAAAGACUGAGAUAAAAGUGGAGACAUUACAUUGUUGACUUAUACAACCUUACAUCAAUGUAGUGCUGGAAGAAAACGGAUUGAUUUAAAAGACAGAGAGCCCAGAAAAACUUCACACACAAGGAUGGAAAAUGAAUAGAUAAUAAAGAAGCCAGAACUGUACAAUGGAGACAGGAAAAUCUCAUCAACAAAUGGCAUCACAAUUUAAUUCCAUACAUGAAGGAGAACUCCAAGGGACAAAAACUUAGUUAUUAGAUGCAAAACCGUAUAGCAUAUAGAAGAAAACAUUGCUGAUACACUUCAGAGCCUCAACAGCAGAUGUAUUAAAACACGAUUACUGAUGAUUUCACUUAUAUGUGGAAUAUAAUAACUAAGCAAUGAAUUGGAAGAAAAACAAGAAAAAUAACUUCUAGAGUCAAUGAAAAUGAUUAUUUUACCAGGAACAGUGGUAUGGGAGAAACAAGAAAGGUUGUUGUGUGAGUUGUACCACGUAGACCACAAUAGAGGAUAAACCAAUGAAUAAAUAAUUUUUUAAAAGUUGUCUUGGCCAGGAAUGCUGCCCAAUAGGGAGAACAUAUGCUUUGUAAUGUUUGAGGCCCAGGGCUCCCCCCCCAGCCCCCAACACUAUAUAAUGAAAGAUAAUACUAGAUCCUUCAUUAGCCUGGUUUUCCAUCCCAGCUUCACCGAUGACCCUUGUCCCAUGUUUUCUGUCAUGUCAUCCUUCCUGAAAACUGAAAACUGUAAGAUGCCACUAAGAGGCAAGGAUGACACAUAGAAAUGGAAAGAUAAUCUGUAUUUGUGGGCCUGAAAAAUUAGCAUCAUUGAAAUGAUUAUCUGAGAUAAAGCAAGCCUACAGAUUAAAGACAAUAUUCCUAGCAAAAUUUGAAGAGAACUACAGAAAUCCUGAAGAACCAAAGAAAGAUUGAGGGGUGGCAAGAAUGGGUGCUGAGCAGAAAGCCAGCCUAGAAUCCUGGCCAAACAGCUGACCGGCUUCCGUGGUCUUGACAAGUGCUAUGACCUUUCGGGAAUUCACUGUUCCUGUCUGGCCUAACUAAGGCUUCUCCCUGACCGGUUGCUCUUAGCCCAAAUGCGCAAGAGCCCUGAGCUGGGUCCCAGCAUCCCUUCACACCGGUGCAGGUAACCUCCCCCUGUGUCCCAAGAAUCCAGAUUUGCCUGCUGUGUCCACCAGUGGAGAUUUCUCCCGGGUUUGCCUAUGGCUGAGUGUACUUGGAAAAUAGGGUGGCACUGCCUAGAAGCUUUUGAGAAGGACAGUUUUUUUAGGAAGCCCAAGAACAAAUCCGAGGAAUCUGUUUUAAAGGGUUCCAGAUAAUUCACGCACAUUGAUUUUUUUUCCAUGAAAUAACGUUGGACCCAAGUCUGCUGUCUGGAAAGGUGCUCAGGCUAGAAUGAGAGAAAUGCCAACAACGCAGCACCUGGAGGCUUGUGGGGUUCCCCUUUGUCCUGCAGAGCUGCCCCCAAACUGGGCUGCAGGACUUGGCUUUUAAGGGAGGAGGCUGUAUUUUCCUCUUUUGCACUGUCAGGCAAAAUAUACCAGUUGUAAUUCCUCGGGGGCUGGAGUGAUAGCACAGCGGUAGGGCGUUUGCCUUGUUCGUAGCCAACCCCACCAACCCAGGCUCAAUUACUCUGCCCAUUUCGGAGAGCCCUGCAAGCUAUCGAAAGUAACCCGCCCGCAUGGCAAAGCCUGGCAAGCUAUCCGUGACGUAUUCAAUGUGCCAAACACAGUAAAAACAAGUCUCGCAAUGGAGACGUUACUGGGCCCGCUCGAGCAAAUCCAUGAACAACGGGAGGACAGUGACAGUGACAAAUUUUUCGGGCCUAAACAAGUGCUGAUCAUCAACAGCAAGUGUGUUUUGGGAGAAGUCGAAGGACUAUCCAUGUUUUCAGGAAACUCCAGAGCUGGACAGGGUGCCCCACAGGGCAGCUACUUCCAUCCCCGCUCACCUGGCCACAGGAAGAGGGGCCUGGACCACUGCAUUAAGAGUCUCCCACUCGAAAACUGGAUUGUUCUGCACAGCCUUAGUGAAACCCACUGUCCAGUCUCUCCAACUCCAGCAGGCCAUACUGGGGCUCACACAGUAUUUGCUACUCCACUCACAGCCAGUUUCCUUUAGGAAUCUCACUGUCACUCUGCCCCUCUCCUCUAUUUUAUUUUAUUUUUAUUAAUGAGACAUCAUGAGAUACAGUUGUAGACUUACAAAUUUUUGUGUUUGGAUUUCAAUUAUAUAAUGAUCAAAUACCCAUCCCUCUACCAGUGCCUGUUUCCCACCACCACGGAUCCCAAUAUUCCUCUCACCUAUCCUCUAUUUUAAAAAUUAAAAAUUCUGUAGCACUCACACUUGAAUUGAUCUGACUAGAAGAAAAUUCCCAUGGAGUGACACCAAGUAUUCCAUUUCCCCUCUCCUUCUUUCUGUUCCUUCUUGCCAAAUGAAUUUUAUUUUCUCUCUGUCUAAUCCAAACACAUACAGGAUUAUCCUAUCUUCUUGAAAAAUUAACUUUUUUUAAAAAAACUAUUUUAUAGCAUUUUUAUUAAUAGUCUGAGAUCUGAGAUCUGUUUAGUCAAAAAUAAUUGCAGAUUUCCUGACUUUCUUUAACUUAGAAUUUGCAUGGUUUAUAGCUCUCCAUGCCCCUACUUUUAAUCUAAUUGAGUAUUUUUAAUUAAAAUAUGUGUCUUCUAGACAGCAUCACAUAGGGCUUUUUCACACUCCCAACUACUUUCUAUACAUGUGGUUUUUGGGCCAUACCAGGCAGUGAUCAGGAAUCACUCUUGGUGAGAUCUGGGGAUCACAUGGAGUGCCAGGGAUGGAACCAGGUCAGCUGCAUGCAAGAAAAUCACCUGACCUGCUGUGCUAUUGCUAUGUUCCCUUUCUUUAUUAUGACUUUUUGGGGGGUCACACCUGAUGCUAAGGGAUAAGUCCUGGCAGGGCUCAGGGGACAAUGUGAGGUUCUAGGGAUCAAUCUUGGGUUGGUACAUGCAAGGCAAACACCCUACCGACUCACCUAUCAUUCCAGCUUCCCUUUCCUCUACAUUUUUCUUAAUUGUUGUUAUUCUGGGGCCACACUUAGCAAUGCUCAGGGGUUACUGACUCAUCAGUCAGGAAUCACUCCCAGCUGUGUUCUGGGGUCCAUAUAGGAUGCAGGGGGAUCUAAUCCAGGUCUGUCAUUUGCCAGACAAGUGCCCUACCCACUGAACUAUCUCUCCAGCCCUUCCUCUCUUUUUAAAAUGCUGUGUCAUUCACGUUCGAAGUGACUGUUAAGACCAUUGGAAUUAUUUCUACCCUAUUAAACUGCCCUGCUUGCUUAGUGAUUUUUAAA